CCUCUUCGCGAACCCGAAAAAAUCGAUUUUUUCUGCAUUUUUUUUCUCUCUCUCCCGUCGAAUCGACGCGGAUGACGCAGAGCAGCGGCGGCGCCGGCGGUGGCCACCACCUCCACCUGAACCACCACGGGCUGUGCUGCCUGUCCGCGGCGGCGCUGCCGGCGCAGGACGCGCCGCCGACGCCGGAGCCGGAGGCGGCGCCGGGCGCGGCGGUGGCGGUGGCCGGGGUGCUGCACAAGUGGACCAACUACGGCCGCGGGUGGCGGGAGCGGUGGUUCUCGCUCCACGACGGGGUGCUCUCCUACUCCAAGAUUCGGAGGGACGCGGGCGGCGGCGGCGACGACGAGGAUGGCUGCGGCGGCGGUGGCGGCGAGGUCAGGCUGAUCGGCGUCGCGUCCGCCAGGAUCGGCGGCGGCGCGCGCCGCCGCGACAAGCCCGUCGGCGUCGUCUGCCUCAAGUUGUCAGCAUUUCGGGAGAGCAAGUCGGAUGAUAGGAGAUUCUACAUAUUUUCCCCCACAAAAACACUUCAUUUGAAGACAGAUUCAAAAGAAGACCGUGUUGCCUGGAUUGAGGCCUUGAUCUUGGCGAGGAGUUUUUAUUCGUUAAGAUCACUCAGUGGGAGGAUAACUUUUGUGCAAAGCGAUGUUUCGGUUUCAACGGCAAGGCUUCGAAAUCGCCUGCAGCAAGAGGGACUGAAUGAAAGUUUUAUACAGGAGUGUGAACAGAUUGUGCUUACAGAGUUUUCCAGCUUCCGGAAACAACUGAAGCUAUGCUACGAGGACCAGCUAAGCUUGUUUGGAUCCUGUAGGCACCAUUUUGAGGAAGGAAAAGAUGCAAGUAUAAUACAGGGGGCUUUGACAAGAAAUGACUUUUCCAGUUCUCGUCAUGGAAAUUUUAGUGAAUACAGCACUACAGAAUCUGAUGAAUUUGAGAAGCAAGAUGGUGGUGAAUUGACUUGUGAAGAUGAGUCUACAUUCUUUGAUGCUGCAGACUACUUCAUUGAAUCAAACAACAGGUCUUCAGCAAUGUUAAGCUCUACCAGUUGUGGUGAGGAACUUUUGGAUAUCCAAAUGCAAGAUUCUAGUUGCUCACUACCACAAAUCGAACGACGGAGUAAAUUGCCAGAACCUGCAGAGAAAGAGAGAGGCAUCAGCCUUUGGUCCAUUAUUAAAGAUAGUGUCGGCAAGGAUUUGACACGAGUAUGCCUUCCAGUUUACUUUAAUGAACCACUCUCAUCCCUUCAAAAGUGCUUUGAAGAUUUAGAAUAUUCACACCUUUUGGAUCAAGCUUAUCAAUAUGGAAAAAUGGGAAACAGUCUCAUGAGAAUUCUCAAAGUAGCUGCAUUUGCAGUCUCUGGCUAUGCUUCAUCUGUUGCGAGACCUUGCAAACCAUUCAACCCACUGUUAGGAGAGACUUAUGAAGCUGAUUUCCCUGAAAGAGGCGUCCGUUUCUUUGCAGAAAAGGUUAGUCAUCAUCCCAUGCUGAUUGCCUGCCACUGUGAAGGCAAGGGCUGGAAAUUCUGGGGCGACAGCAAUCUCAAAUCUAAGUUUUGGGGGCAGUCGAUUCAAGUUGAUCCAGUUGGUGUUUUGACAGUGGAAUUCGAUGACGGUGAAAUCUUCCAAUGGAGUAAGGUGACAACAACUAUUCACAAUCUCAUCCUCGGGAAGCUGUACUGCAGCCAUCAUGGAACCAUGCACAUAAAAGGGAACCAUCAGUAUUCAUGUAAACUCAAGUUCAAAGAGCCAUCGCUUCUUGAUCGCAAUCCUCACCUAGUACAGGGCUUUGUAGAGGAUAAUGAUGGAAACAAAGCUUCGUUUUUAAUAGGAAAAUGGGAUGAAAAUAUGUAUUAUAGUAAUUUAGAUACUUCCAAGGUCAAGAGCGCUGAUCAAUUGAAAGGUGCCUCACUGCUGUGGGAAAAGAACAAACCUUCUCCUAAUCCAACGCGAUACAAUUUAUCCUCGUUCGCUAUCACAUUGAAUGAACUGUCGCCCGAGCUUCAGGAUAAACUGCCUCCUACUGAUUCACGGCUAAGGCCAGACCAGCGGCAUCUAGAGAAUGGUGAAUAUGAGAAGGCAAACACAGAGAAGCUGAGGUUGGAACGCCGACAAAGAAUGUCGAGCAAGCUUCAAGACAAUGGCUGGAAGCCAAAAUGGUUCCAGCAGGACGGCCAAGACGGGACAUAUCGCUUCAAAGGUGGUUACUGGGAAGCAAGGGAGCAGGGACACUGGGAUGGAUGCCUUGACAUAUUUGGGGAGUUCUCAGAGACAUUGUGAAUGCCCAAUCUCAGUUGCUAUAGCAGCAUUAGCUUCUCCAACAACCAAAAUUCCAUGGACCAUGGGUGCUCUGAAGCUCUGAAGCAUUUUGCUGGUUCUCCUGCAUAGCAACAAGAGCACAGCAAUGCAAUGCAUAUGAGGAAGGAUUAGGGUCAAUAGACAAUAGAGAGCAUUGCCAUCUUCAGUGGUAGAUAUAUGCUUGGAUGGCUAUGGUCACCGGCCUGUCAUUAGCUCAUUUCCUGGACAAUUAUCCGUAAUAAUGUUGCUGUUCUUUUUUUAUCAUUUGCUUGGAUUGGAUUCAGGUUGGGGCUGUAAAGCCACAACACACGUCGAUUGCACAGAGAGCAUCAUUUGUAGAAAAGGAAAGGAAAAAAAGCAGUAAAUUGAGAUGGAGAAAAAUCACCCUGGAUGGAAUGAGAGGUGAUGCAUGAUUAGAAA
This is a messenger RNA of Oryza brachyantha (malo sina), 2711 nucleotides long. Its product is annotated as oxysterol-binding protein-related protein 2A-like. The transcript has 10 exons. Bases 72 to 2273 code for a protein of 733 amino acids. Gene Ontology annotation, cellular component: membrane; cytosol; intracellular membrane-bounded organelle. Gene Ontology annotation, molecular function: sterol binding. NCBI's taxonomy places the organism in Eukaryota, Viridiplantae, Streptophyta, Magnoliopsida, Poales, Poaceae. The record is from RefSeq and is a predicted model, not a curated record.